AUGAAGCAGGCAAGUGAUCUUAAAUCGAUAUCGGUGGUGAGUCACACUUUCAGAAGAAGUGCUAAAGUGUUUAGUAAGGAGAAGUUAGGUGUAGCCUUGUACACGGAGAAGAAGCGCCAUGCUCAAAACACUGAAAAAUGCAAACUAGCUCCUGGUGAUCUGGUGUUGUUGUAUAAAGCAAGGUUGUGUUGUUUUCUGGGAAGAUCUAAGUCCCAGUGGACUGGACCAUUCAGAGUGACCCAAGUGUCCCCACAUGGAGUGGUUGAGCUCGAGAAAAGGAAUGGGACAAGGUUCAAAGCCGACCAACGGAGGAUAAAAAGCUACAUGGGAAAUUCUAAGAGUGUAAAUGUAGUGAUAGAGGCCUGGCAUCUUGAUAAAGUCUGA
Molecule: messenger RNA, 384 nt
Organism: Solanum verrucosum
Lineage: Eukaryota; Viridiplantae; Streptophyta; Magnoliopsida; Solanales; Solanaceae
Exons: 1
Coding region: 1-384 (127 amino acids)
Source: RefSeq, a predicted model, not a curated record